This is a messenger RNA of Schistocerca piceifrons (Central American locust), 7272 nucleotides long. RefSeq names its product dentin sialophosphoprotein. Bases 52 to 3915 code for a protein of 1287 amino acids. Lineage: Eukaryota; Metazoa; Arthropoda; Insecta; Orthoptera; Acrididae. The transcript is spliced from 7 exons. The record is from RefSeq and is a predicted model, not a curated record.
CGCGCGGUUUGUGUACGGGGUAGUUUGUAUGUAGUGCGUAUUUGUUUUGAAAUGAUGUCCGAUGCUGAUCACAAUUCUGUUUAUCAUCGCAAAAUGGCAUUGCUGCAAGAGAAACUGCGGAAAAGUGAAGAAGAAAGAUUGAAGUUGGAAGAAAAAUUCUCAGUUAUGAUGAAAGAGUGCAAGGAAGAAGAAGAAGAAAGACUGAGCCACUUAAAGUUGCAGUAUGAAAGCUUUCUAGAAGAAGACAGGAAAAGACGAGACAGAAAUGACAGGAUCAUGAGGUCACUAGACAGAAUAGAAAAUAGAGCUGCAACACUCAAUGCAAAAUCAAAAAGAUUAAAGCUGUUAAGGGAACAUUAUGAAGCUUACCUGAAGCGUGUAUAUCCAACAUGGAAGAAUAAGAGUCCAAGUAUCGCAUCUGCUAGAAAUAAUCACACAGGGCAUAGCCCAGUUUGUUUUGAUCAGCACAUUGAUUCGUCAUAUGCUGAAAGCUUUACAACUCCAUUCACAACCAAUCGUAGAAAUUCUGUUUCCUUCUCAGAUAAUCUAACAUCAUCUCCAAGAUUAAUGGAUAUUUCGUACUCACCAAGAAACUUUGACGAUACUAUGAGCCCUAAUGGUUUUCCUAGAUAUCAGCAACGCACUCUAGAUAGAGAGGUCACUGGAGGUAAAUCAAAGUUUCCAACAAAUUUGUAUGACAAUGCUGCAAUAAAAAAAGGAUUGGAAUAUGAUCAUGGUCCUAACAAUUAUAUCAGAGGAAUGAAAACAGAGUUUAACAAUACAGGCACAUUACAUGACAGCCCAAAUAUCAUAAAUGGAUACUUGGGAUUUACAGGGCAGUCAGCUGUUUCAAACUCAGACAUUUACUUCAGUUCUGACACUCAGAAGUUCCCUUCCACAUUUGGUCCACGAGACAGACUUCAGUUCUUACAUGAAAAUAACAUUAUGGGCAAUAUGGAAAGAUCUGCAAGUGUAGUGAAUUCUGUGAAGGGGGAUUUAAGUCCUGUGUACAAAAAAGAAAGUAAGGAUCUGGCUGCUGGUAUGGCAGCAGACAUAGAUUGGGAGCAGAAUACCAGUCGUGAUCUUCUCAAUAUGUCUCUUACAGAUGAUGGAAAGGUUUCAAAUGGUCCACAGAAAGCAGAACAACUAAUGAAACAUCAGCAAAAUUUACAUGUACUUAAAAUGCGGAUGGAGGAUGUAAAAACCCCAGUGACAGAAGAUAGUUAUGCUGAGAACCAUGAUCACAGCAAAGAUUUUCUUGAGGAGCAUAUUCAAACACAUGUUAAAGGAGAUUUGUCUUCAGAUUAUAACAAACAGGAAGAAAUUGGAACUGUUUCUCCACAUAAGACUUAUGUCCAAGAAAGCCACGAUGAAAAAGAUGAACUGGAUGGUAUAAACUCUGUAGAUAAUUCUACUGAUGAUAUUUCUAUUGAAAUUGGUAGAAAAAUCGAAAGAGCUCUGUCUUCUGAAAGAGAAACAGUAAAACCAUCAGGUUCUCCAGAAAGACAGAGAAAUCUUGACAUAAUAAUGGAAGAAACCAACAAUACUGAAGAGACUCAUUCACAAACUAAGUCAAUGCCAGAAAAAACUAAUGACUUUUCUGUGAAUGACACUGAAUUGUUAAGUGGUGCCAUACUGACAGAAGAUGACGAGCUGCAGUAUAGUUUGAGUAAUGACACUGGACAUAAAGAGACCAAUGAGCAGCAGAUAAUUUUAGAAGAGAAAGCUGUGCACAGGACUGCUUUGCCUGUACAAGGUGAACAAAUAACAUCUGACUUCAAGUCCCAAAGUAGAGACCUUUCAAGGGGAGACAACCACACAAAUUUUGAAGGAAAUGGCAGUGAAGCAAAUCAGGGAACUUAUGAGAGUAACAUCCAAAAUGUAAAUGAUAAUUUGAUGUAUCUUCAGCAGCCACAGAAUGUUUAUGAAACUGCUCCAGCUUAUACCGAGGACAUCAGGCAAACUGUGUAUGGUGAUUAUAAUAAUGGGAUAGUAAAUGCUCAGGAUGGUGAACAAUAUUUGCAAGAGGCUCCUAAUCCAGAAGUUCUUGCUGAAACAUAUGAUGUGCCAGCUGCAAACUUUGACAGUGGGCUUCAACCAAUACAAACUGGAGGUGGCGACAUGAAUGUAUCUGGAGUUAUAUUUGACAAUACCCAGGAUCAAAAUUAUAUUUAUGAUACUGUACAGAAUGUACAAGACAAUUAUAAUCCUGGUGGAGAAUUAAGUGAAAAUUUUUAUGUGGAGACCUAUGAGUCAUCAGAUCCUAAUUUUGGACAGCAGUUGCAGCCAAACAAUGUUGUUCCUGAUCAGAACUGGGAACCAUAUAAUGAGAUGGCAUUUCAAGGUGACAGUGGUCAAGAUGAAGUUCAGUCUACUUAUCAGAACUUUGAAAUACAAGAUGUGGACACCCAGAACUUGCAGCCUGGAGAAUUUAUAUAUAGUCAGGAAGUCCCUGGCAAUGACCCUCAGUUCUACACAAAAAAUUUAGAGCAACAGGGAGCAUAUAAUCAACAACCAGGUGAGGACCAGUGCUUCUAUGGUGAUGGUGUGCAGACUGGCAGUGUUCAAGAAGAUGUAAGUGGCAAUCAGCUUGAUUAUGUAACCAAUGAUGCUGUAUUAGAACAACAAACGUACCAACAACCUGAUGAAGGGGAUAGAGGUUGUAAUCCACAGCCUGAUGAUGAGCCUAACUGUGUAAUGGACAAGGCUGAUGAUGGGGUUGCAAUUUCUUCCAGUCAAGUAUUUGACAAAAACCAACCUCCUGACAUUCAAAUACAGCAAAAGUCAGAACAGUACACUGAAAACUUGCAUGCAGUGGCAAGUGAAUCAAGCGAGGGAUCUAGCAAUAAUUCUGAAAUGCAGAGAGAAAAGUUAGAAAAACAAAAUGCUUGCAAUAGCGAAUCUGUUCCCAAUACUGUGCGAGACUCAACAAAUUUAUCUGACAAUCUGGAGACAGAAAACACAAGAGUCAAGGGAGAAUUUUGUCAAGAUCCUAAUGGUAUGGAAACAGCACUGGCACCUAGUGAAACUACUGACAAUAAGAGUGAUGGUGGGACAGGCAUUGAACAGUCUCCCAGUACAACAGAGAUUGCAGCAAAAAAGGCAAGUAACGAUGUGCAGGGUGAUGGGAGAUGCAGUGACUUACUUAACACUAUAUCAGAAGAAGUGAAAGAUGAAACAGCUCAUACAAAUGGCAGCAAUUCAUUUAAAGAUGCUCCAAGAAAUGAUCAACACAAAGAUAUCAUAAGUGGACAUCAAGAGGUUGUGGAAAGCAAUAUUAUUACUAAAUCAGAUGACAAAGUGUCAAACAGUGGGAACAAGAGAGAGGAGAUGAACACUUAUUCAAACAAAGAGCCAUCUGAUUUAGAAUCCGCAAAGUCAGUAAAAUCAGGGGAAGAGGAAUUUACCGAGUCAUUUGAUGGAGGGAAAUAUCAUGAACCAACUGUGGGUUAUGAACGUGGUAUCCCUGGCUACAAUAAUGCUGCUGACAGUAGCACAACUGAAGACUCAUCAGAACGCUGGACAACAAUGCCGAAGAAGACAAGGCAACAGAUGACUCUCAAGCUACAAAAUAAGAAGGCAGAAACUACGUUGCCACCCGACGAGGAUAGUUCUGAUGAGUCAGAACAAAUACAACCUGUGUUACAUGCACCACAUGUAAGAGGGACUUCUCACGCUGACACCUCAGAUGAUUCAGAGCUGCUAGAUAACAGGAUGGCAACUGAAACUCAGAAUAGGACACUUCGGGGUAACCAAAAAGAACCAUUAAAUACUGGAGAAAAUACUUCUAUGCAAGGAGAAGGUAAACUGGGCAGGUUACCUGCCAGAGCAUCAUCGAAGCUCCCUGUGAUCUCAACUGUGUUGGACUCUGAUAAUGAAUCAUUACACCUUGGCAGUGAAUCAAGCAAGACCUAAAAAUAUUGUGUCAAUAACACACAGUCUGCAGAAACCAAAAUACUUUAGUUGGUUUUAAUGACUAGGUCAGUUGUAUUACAGGGAGAGAGAGACUGGGUAGAUGGGGGGAAGACGGGGGGAGGGAGGAGUAAUAAGCACAUUCCCAUUUGUAACUCCCAACAUACUAGGAUGAUUCAGUACAAUUCUUGCAAAAUAAAAUAACUGUGCACUGACAGCUGAUUUGUUUUAGAAACACAAUGAUAUCUUUCUUUUAUGUAAUUCAUAAAAAUAGUGCACAAUGAUGUCACCUGUUGCCAUGAGCAAAACCUUUUAUUGUGUGUUUUCUUUCUGUGACACUUCUCUAUUCUUUUCUCAUUUUAUUUAUUUAUUUAUUUUGUCAGUCUUAACAAAGAGAAGUAUUUGGAGAAAUGUUGUUGGGGUAAUUGUUGUCAUUUAAGGAAAUUUUGGGUACCCAUAAAAGUGUACCAAUAAUAAAUUUUAAUAUUAUCAGCUGUAAGCAUUGUAGAGUGUUCACUAAUAAGUCACAAUUAAAGAGUAACUCAGACAGUUAUAGAUAAGCACAUGUUCGAGUACUGCUUUGUUGUUUUCCCAUGUACAUUGCCACAUAUCCAAACUUCCUGAGCAUAAAGCAUUUUGUGUUCUGCAGUUGAGUAUGUAAUUUUAGUUCAAAAUGCAUUUCAUAUGUCAAAAACACCCGCCAAUGUUGUAGUCAAUUCAAAUGGCAGGAUGUGCAUGUAAAAGGAAAAGAGAUGAGACCACUUUUCAUGUAAGUAGGAAGGUAAACAGCAACAGUGUUCCUAUCUUGGGGUCAGAACAUCCUCAUUAACCUGUACAAAAUCAAAGAGAUUCCCUAAAACUAAACAUUUUCUGCACUUUGUCCUGACGUCAUGUGUGCAGAAAAUUUUUUUCGCUGAAGCUACCGUAACGGGCGGCUUGUUUGGAUAUGUUGCUAGAGUGGUUUGUUUCCCCAGUUAGGAGGUGAACCUGAAAUCUUCAUUUGCCAACAAGCUGUAGCCUCUCCCUAUUAGCAUCUCUUCAUACGAGAGUGGUUAAAAUUCAGAAUCCCUGACCACUGGAUUGUUUGUAAUGGUCCAAGACUGUUUUUUUCUGCUGGCUUCCACAUUCGCCCUACAUCACACAAUGCAAUUUUUUCCUUUUGAGCUUUAUAGAAGAUCAUAUCUACAUUCAGCCACUACCUAAUGAUUUGCUAGUGUUGAACCACAGAACUGAAGAGGCUAUUGCUUCCAUUAAUCCGAACAUGUUAACCAACGUGUGGGAAGAACUGGAUUUUAUAUUGGACGUGUUCCAUGUAAUUAAAGGUGCAUAUAUUGAACAUUUGGAAAAAAACUUGUUUAGUUUACCUUCAAUGUGAUGUAUGCUUUGUUGUAAAUAGUCUAAAUUAAAGUGUUGUAAUAUACCACUGAAACUGGAACAUUCUUUUAUGAACACCCUGUGCAGUAAUUACCAUGUCUCAGAUAAAAAUUCUGGCAGUUUACUGAUAAAUAUUACUGGCAGAAGUAAAGCUAUGAGGACGGGUCAUGAGUUGUGCUCGGAUAGCUCAGUUGGUAGAGAACUUCCCCAUGAAAAGCAAAGGUCCUGGGGUUCGAGUCCCAGUCUGGCACACAGUUUUAAUCUGUCAGGAAGUUUCAGUCUUAUGAAUGGUUUGAAAACAAGCAAUAUAACUUCUCGUGAGCUCUCUAGUAGUCCUGAUGUGACUGAGGAAGAGCACAUAGGCAGCUUUUGUUUAAUGCACAACCACUUUUACCUUAAUUACCAUGAGAAUUGUUUGUAAGUAUUUUAGCACUGUGUAAAUGCAGCUAAAGAGCUUUCAGGUGUAUUUUGUCAAUUCAGCCUGUUUUUGAGAAUAGGAUAGAAUGGGAGAGAUGCUCGGCUUUGAAUAGGUGUCCAGACAGGAAUAUAAACAACAUGGCUUUUAGGCAAGGUCCUUCUUUAGAUAAGUUUGCAAAAUAUUGUAUGAAUUGGGUAAUCUCAGUGGAUUAGUAAUGAUAACUAAGUCCGAGGUUGUAUGUUUUAAAAAAAGUUACGGUUAAUUGUAUAUCUUUAUCAACACAUUAGCAGAUAAUUGAUUUGCAAAGAAAUUUGCAGAAAUAAAUGGAGUAUUAUUUAAAUCUGUGAAAAUUGUGUGUGCAGUAAAGCUUGCAUAGUUGUUGAACACUUGUUCAGGCAUUCACUUACAUAUCUACUCAUCUAAACAGCACACAAGUGUAAAGUACUGAAGUGCCACGUCUUCACAAAAAUACUUUUGCUGAACCACAAAAAAAGGUACUGUAUAUAUUUAAACCAACUUAAAAACCACAUAAAAAUAAAGCCUAUAAAACAUCUCAGAAACAAUUAUGAAAAACAAUUAAAUUUAUUAAAUGCUGCUGUAAGUCUAAGAAACAAAAAGUUUUGAGUAUUAAAUUACGUGACCAUAUUACUGCCAAAACUACUAACCUAAACUUUUACAUUGAAUGACCUAGCUCCUGCCUCCUUGAGUGCAAAGAGUGACAGCAUGCUGACAUGCAGGCUUAAGUGUAACUGUCAACUUUAACAAAAUUGACUACCACUUAAAUUUACCAUUACUGACAUAUACAAUCAACAUGUUGCAAACUACCUCCCUUCACUAGUUAUUUUUUAAUCCUACAAGCCCAUUGAUUCACUAUAUUUAAAUAAAAUUGCAUAUUGUCCACGUACACAUACAUGCUUGAUGCCAGGCAGGCUGCAUUGGGGAGUUUCUCUGCCCGGGGACUGGGUGUUUGUGUUGUCCUCAUCAUUUUAUCAUCAUUCGUGACAGUGGCUAGAUUGGACUGUGUAAGAAUUGGUCUGUGUAAAAGUUGGGACUUCAUACGGGCACUGAUAACUGCGCAGUUGAGCACCCCACAAACCAAACAUCAUCACCACAUACAUCCUUAACACAUUAAACAAAGAAAACAUGAUUAUAAUGAGUAAAUAGAAAUUAAUUUGGCCUCUUUAAAUGACAUGUCCCCAUGAGCUCUUUCCACUAGUGCUCGUUGAAUUUAUGUAAGUGACACCACAUUUGAAUGACGAGAAUCUUUAUUGAUGCCAUAAAUAAUCAGUGACAGAAAGAGAUACAGAAAGAGACGUACGUAAAGUGGACAAGACUAGUUAGGAAUGUCUUUGAGCAACUAGACAUUGACCUCAAUGACUUUCAAAGCUUAGAUCACUACAAAAGAUUUACAAGAACAUCAUAUGCUCUCCAGUCACCAACAAGAAUUAAAAAGUCAAUUUGGAAGUGGAGUGAAAUAAGCCCAGGACAAAAAAAUAUCCAUAGUACCUAGAUAAAAGAGUUGUUGACUAAGAUGAAAGCUUCCCAUAAUUAAGAAAUAUGUGGUUGAA